Molecule: messenger RNA, 972 nt
Organism: Phytomonas sp. Hart1
Lineage: Eukaryota; Euglenozoa; Kinetoplastea; Trypanosomatida; Trypanosomatidae
Source: the annotation of a GenBank genome assembly
AUGCCUUCCAUCACCGCCGCAAAGAGGGAGUAUGAGGAGCGCCUCGUAAGCUACCUCAACAAGUACAGCCGGGUGCUGUUUGUUGGGGUGGAUAACGUGCGCUCGCAGCAGAUGCACAAUGUGCGCGCCGCCCUCCGCGACAAGGCCAAGAUAUUGAUGGGUAAGAAGACGCUGCAGGCCAAGAUUAUUGAGAAGCGCGCGCUGUCGGACGACGCCACCGACGAGGCCAAGAACUUCCAUGGCGAGUGUGAGGAGUCCAAGCUCCUGACGGGAAGCACUGGUCUUGUAUUUACGAACGAGGAUGUGCAGGUGAUCACCGCAGUGCUGGACCAGCACCGUGUGAAGGCCCCUGCGCGUGUCGGGGCGAUCUCCCCUUGUGAUGUGGUCGUGCCCGCGGGCAACACCGGCAUGGAGCCAACCCAAACCUCCUUUUUCCAGGCCCUCAACAUCGCCACGAAGAUCUCCAAGGGUAUGGUUGAGAUUGUGUCCGAAAAGAAGGUCCUCUCUGUGGGCGACAAGGUCGACAACUCCACGGCGACGCUGCUGCAGAAGCUGAACAUCAGCCCGUUCUUCUACCAGGCCGAGGUGCUUUCCGCGUGGGAUCGCGGCGUGUUGUUCACCCGCGAGGAACUCAAGAUCACCGACGACAUCGUGGAGGGGUAUCUCCUGGAGGGUAUCAGCAACAUCUCGUGCAUGUCCCUUGGCGCCGGCAUCCCAACCACCACGACUAUCGGCCCGAUGAUCGCGGACGCCUUCAAGACGCUUCUCAUGGUCUCCAUCGCCACCGAGUACGAGUUUGAUGAGUUCAACGGCAAGGAGCUUCGCGCGGCGGUCCUCUCGGGUGAGCUGGGAGGUGCAGCCACCGCGGACGCCGCAGAGGCUGCACCAGCCUCAGCCGCCGCCGCCGCCGCCGAACCUCAGGCAGAGGAGGAAGAGGAGGAUGAUGACUUCGGAAUGGGUGGCCUUUUCUAA